CAUUAAACAUUUAUUUUUAAUCUGGUGUCCGUUAAACCAACCAAAAAUUGCAUAUUAUAGUAUAAAGUUGGUGGCGUUAAUAAAAAGUGUAGGAUGGUAGCUUAAAAGAUAAGAGUGUAGGAGUUCCUAUUUCCUACUCUUUACUCCACACUCCACUCCAUUCUUCAUCUUCCUUCCUAGGUAGUAGCAGUAGUUUGUAAAGGAUGAGGAUGUUGUGUUUAACGUUGUUGCUUCUCGCUAGUGUGGCAAUGGGAGAACAUGCUGAUCAUAAACACUCCCUUAAAGCCACCUCACAUGCGCAGAUCCAAUGCACCAUGUGUUCCUCUUGUCAAAAUCCCUGCAGCCAAGUUCCCCCGCCGCCGCCGCCUUCAUCGCCACCUCCUUCCACCACAAACUGCCCUCCUCCUCCGUCUCCUCCUUCCUCCGGGGGCGGUGGCGGAGGUUCCUACUAUUACUCCCCACCUCCACCCUCUCAGUACACUUACUCCUCACCAUCUCCACCAGCAUCCACCGGCAGUGGAGGUGGAGGUGGAAGUGGAGGAGGAAUCUACUAUUACCCUCCUCCCAGCAACGGAAACUACCCCAGACCACCGCCGCCGAACCCGAUUGUACCGUAUUUUCCGUUCUACUACUACAGCCCACCGGCGCCGGGAUCCGCCGGUCCUGCGCCAUCGAGGGCCUCCUUUCUUCUUUGUGCAAUUACUUUCUCCUCCUUUGCGAUGUUCUUGCUUUGAUCGUAAAUGCAAGAAACAAGAAAAGAAGGGAUAUAGUGGAAAUAACGGCGCAGAUUUGCAGAUCUAGAGAUUCUGAGGGAUGCAAGAAAGAGAGAUGGAAGCGCUGGUGAAUUUCCCGUUCUGCCCUGCACACACCUACAGAAGCCACACAUGUGAACUUGCACGCGCACCCUCUUAUUAUAAUAUAUAUAGGCCUUUUCUCUCUGGAUUUAUCUGCAACUUUUAUGUAUUAAUUAUUACUAGUGAAGUGUUAUUUGAUGAGUAUAAAAUUGAAAUAAAUUAGAGAUAUUGACGUUGUGUAUAA
Molecule: messenger RNA, 1038 nt
Organism: Vigna radiata var. radiata (mung bean)
Lineage: Eukaryota; Viridiplantae; Streptophyta; Magnoliopsida; Fabales; Fabaceae
Product: leucine-rich repeat extensin-like protein 6
Exons: 1
Coding region: 204-734 (176 amino acids)
Source: RefSeq, a predicted model, not a curated record